GAGGCAAACUGAAGGUCAUCGUCCCUUCCCAGGUGGUAGAAAGUGGGGCCCUGGGAUAAGCAGGGUACUGGCUGGAUUCCCGGAUCUGUAGCCCUCCUUUGCUGCCGUUUCCACGGCCCUUUGGCAUCUUCCUCUCUCCUGCAUGAGGGACUGCAGGGCGACGGGCAUCCGCAGCUCCCUCUAGUCGGCAGGAAGUAGGUUCCUGGCUGAGAGAGACUUGGCACCACGGCACAUCGCUGCUGAUCAGCCUUUAUAGAGCCAUAUGCAUCACUUUAGAGAAAGAAAGGAGAAAAAUUAGAGUGGCGGGAAAGCAAUUUCCGUUGCAAUUUAAAAGGCGGCUAUUAAAAUUUUAUAAGAGCUUUAUUGCAGGGGUUUUCUGAUCAUCCCAGGAAUUUUUAAAAUGGGAAGUCUAGUGAUAAAGGAAAAUGUUCUGGGUGCGUCUGGUUCCCUCCUGCCCUGCCAAGCAUCUUGAAAACCACCAUUGUGAGGGCUUCCUAGACCAGCUUAGCAAUAGCAACGGCCCAAGAGGCCAUUUCUGAGUGUUUUAAAAGCGUGUUUUUCUGUAUUUGCUGUUUCUAUGUAUAGUGACUGUUUCUAAUUUUAUUUUGUACUUUGCUAAAUGGCCUGGUAGGGAGCUAUGGGAAUCGUCAAGAACAGCAGUUGCCUCUGCCCUUCUGUGUUAGUUGAGAGUCAUUUGGUUGUAUGAACAAAUAGAAAUUCAGGUCAAAAGGAAGUCUAAAAGGAAGUGGAUGGACACAGGGCCUGGGAGAUUCGGCUUGGAAUGGUUUCAGGCAAGGCUGGAUCCAGGGCCUGGUGAGGUUGUCAGGACAUGUUUCCUUUUACCUCCUGGCUCAGCAUUCUUCUGUGCUGAUUUUAUUCUCAGGUAGGCUCUGAAGCAGCCCCUAGCAGCUCCACUAGUAGAUUCAACCAACUUAGCAGCUCCAAGGGAAAUAAACCAUCUCUUUCCCCCAUAGUCCCAGUAUAUAUCAUGGGGCUGGUGUUUACUGGCUCUGAUCAUCCUGGCUUUGGUGGCAGGGUCACCCCGGGCCAUCUCUGAAGCUGGGAACAGGGAAGGUGGUGCAGUGGCUUUUUGGCCAGACUUGGAUCAUAUGACCAGUCCCACCUCCACCCACAACCCAUGGGUGGGGUGAGUCCCAUAGGACUGAGUGGGAAAGAUGAGGUUCAAGGGGCUGACUGAGGAAGAGAAAUAGAUGCAGGGUGGGUCAAAGCAACCGACGCCUGGAACCCCUUCCCAUACUAACUUCACGAAGCUGAAUCUGCCCCCACACUCCCCAGUUGUUCUUUUCCCUUGGAAGCUGCUCCGCCUUUACCUUCUUUCGGGUCUCGUUGAGGGGUUCUUAAUCUCGGGUCCAUGGACCUUUGAAGGAUGGAAGAUUAGUGGGUCACGAGGUUGGCUGGGAAAAACAUUACAUCUCUAUUUUCGCUACCCUGUAACUGAAAUUAACAUUUUUUUAUGCACAGGGCAAUAAACCACAAUUGGAUUAGCAAUAUCUGUGACUUUGUCACUACUAGAAAUCACGGAUAUUCUCAUAUCACAUUACAGUGUUGCAAAUAUCACAAAAUAUCAUUUAAACACCUACCUGUUUCUAAAUCACUAUAGGUAUUGGACUCACCACUAGAUCUUGUAAUAUAACAGCAUUAAUAGGCCAGAAGUGGUGUUUCACACCUGUAAUCCCAGCACUUUGGGAGGCCAAGGUGGGCGGAUCGCUUGAGGCCAGGAGUUUGAGACCAGCCCAGACAACGUGACGAAACCCCAUCUCUACUAAAAAUACAAAAAUUACCUGGGGUGGUGGUGUGUACCUGUAAACCCAGCUACUCGGGAGGCUGAGGCAGAAUUGCUUGAGUCUGGGAGGCAGAGGUUGCAGUGAGCCAAGAUGGCGCCACUGUACUCCAGCCUGGGCAGUAGAUCAAGACUCCAUCUCAAAAAAAAAGAAAUUAUUCUGAGGAGUCUGCAACUAAUUCACCAGGUUGCCAGUAGGAGUCCCUGGCAUGAGAAAGGUUAAGAACCCCCUUGGGCUUCUCCAGGAACCCCAGGGGAAUGAUCAUUGAAGUUGUCCUGAUUCCUGGACCCUGGGGUGUUAGCUAGCUGCUUGCUAGGCUUCCUUCCUGGGAGAUUCCUGGAGGAGCUGACCGGCCUUUGAGGUUGGCGGGGAUAUUUGGGUAGCAUUUGGACAUUAUGGUAUUGGGGAAGUGGAGCAGGGAGGUGUUGCCAGCCCACUGCCUUCAUUGACCAUUGUGACAGAGUGUGGUCUAGCCAGGUGGUCAGAAACAGACUCUGGGACCAGGUUGCUGGGUUCACAUCCUGGCUGUAUAUAGUACACUUUUUUUUUUUUUUUAAACAGGGUCUUGCUAUGUUGCCCAGGCUGGUCUUGAACUUCUGAGCUCAAAUGAUCCUCCCAUCUUAGCCUCCUGAGUAGCUGGGACUAUAGGCUUAGUGGGACUAUAGACCACUGUGCCUAGCUUAGUAUACUUUUGACUGACUGGGCAACCUCAGCUAGUGGGUCCCUUAUGAAUUCUGUGCCUCAGUUUCCUCAUCUGUAACAUGAAAGUAAUAAUAGUAUCUUCUUCUUGGGUGAUCGGGAGAGUGAAAUGAGUCAGCACUUGUCUGCUAGGACAGAGCCGGCACAUUGGGAGGGAUUGUUAUUAGUGAAUGGCCAUUGCAUAUAGGACAGCUCUAGACCCUCUCAGCUCUCAUCUCCUGACUUAGUGCCCAGCCUCUGCCGGUGCCCAGAAUGUGAUGCUGAACAAUACAGACAGUGCCUUCUCCGCCUGGAGACAUUCAUUCAUCCAUGGAAUAUUCACUUAAAUAUAAACAAGCAUACUAAAUAUUCAAAGGCAUAAAUUAAUAAUAUAAAGUUCCAAACCAGGACAAGUAUGAUUUCUCUGUCAUUCCUCUGCUCACAGUUGUCUGAGGAAAUGUCCUUAGAAUAGCCCUUCAUCUGUCCCCCCUGCCACCGCUUGCCCCUCACUCACCCCGUGCCAGCUCCAUGGGCCUCCUGACUGCUCCUGAGAUGCUCCACAUCUGCUCCUGCCCUCUGGAAGGCUCUUUCCCAGAUGCACAGUCUCUGACAUCAGCUCUCCUGGGACCCUCCAAGAGCACUAGUGUCUAGAAGGCACUAAGGCAUGGCGAGGACAACAUCCUUGCUGCCUCCAGCUGGCGGGCGACCACAGCUACUGCCUGCUCUGCGCUACUGAGCCACUCGGUCUGGAGCCCCCAGGACAGCACCUGCUUCCUGAGGUUGUCCUGGCUCAGCUGUGCACAGCGAUGGUGGAGAACUGGACUCCACAGGCUCACAACCUUCCUGUCAGGUUUCAGGGCCCAGCAUCCUUCAUCCUGGGCCUGGCUGCCCUGAACAAUGGCUGAGGGCUGGGGGACCCCAUAGAGUGACACCACAGCGUACGGGGCCAGCAGCACUCCAGUGCCCGUGGACUAUGACCACCUAUCGGGCCAUCCCCAGCGAUGGUGUGGACCUGGCAGCCAGCUGUGGCGCCAGGGUGGGCGAUGUCCUCCCUGGGCCACACACAGGGGACUACGCUCCCUUGGGAUUCUGGGCCCAGAAUGGCAGCAUGUCCCAGCCUCUUGGCGAGAGCCCGGCCACCGCCACCGCCACCGCCACCGCCACCACCCGCCCCAGCCCCACCACUCCCGCAAUGCCCAAGAUGGGCGUGCGCGCAAGGGUGGCCGACUGGCCGCCCAAGCGGGAGGCCCUGAGAGAGCACAGCAACCCAAGCCCCUCCCAGGACACAGAUGGCACAAAGGCCACCAAGAUGGCCCAUUCCAUGAGGAGCAUACAGAACGGACAGCCCCCCACCAGCACCCCGGCUUCCUCAGGGUCCAAAGCCUUCCACCGACUCUCCAGGAGAAGGUCCAAAGACGUGGAGUUCCAGGACGGGUGGCCCCGGUCCCCCGGCAGGGCCUUCCUCCCCCUUCGGCACCGCAGCAGCAGCGAGAUCACCCUCAGCGAGUGUGACGCGGAGGACGCGGGGGAGCCGCGGGGGGCCCGGCACACGGGGGCGCUGCCCCUCUUCCGCGAGUACGGGAGCACCUCGUCCAUCGACGUGCAGGGCAUGCCCGAGCAGAGCUUCUUCGACAUCCUGAACGAGUUCCGCAGCGAGCAGCCCGACGCCCGAGGGUGCCAGGCCCUCACCGAGCUCCUCCGGGCAGAUCCUGGCCCACACCUCAUGGGGGGCGGCGGCGGAGCCAAGGGGGACUCCCACAACGGGCAGCCCGCCAAGGACAGCCUCCUGCCACUGCAGCCCACGAAGGAGAAGGAGAAGGCCCGGAAGAAACCUGCGCGGGGCCUCGGCGGCGGGGACACGGUGGACUCGUCCAUCUUUCGGAAGCUAAGGAGCAGCAAACCCGAGGGGGAGGCUGGGCGUUCCCCGGGGGAGGCCGACGAGGGCCGGAGCCCCCCGGAAGCCAGCAGGCCGUGGGUGUGUCAGAAGAGCUUCGCCCACUUCGACGUGCAGAGCAUGCUGUUCGACCUCAACGAGGCGGCCGCCAACAGGGUGUCGGUGUCGCAGCGGCGGAACACCACCACGGGUGCUUCGGCCGCUUCCGCCGCCUCGGCCAUGGCCUCCCUCACGGCCUCGCGGGCCCACAGCCUCGGAGGCCUGGACCCGGCCUUCACCAGCACAGAGGACCUAAACUGCAAGGAGAACUUGGAGCAGGACCUCGGCGAUGACAACAGCAACGACCUGCUGCUCAGCUGCCCGCACUUCCGCAAUGAGAUCGGGGGCGAGUGUGAGCGCAACGUGAGCUUCUCCCGGGCUUCCGUGGGCUCCCCGAGCAGCGGCGAGGGCCACCUGGCAGAGCCCGCCCUGAGCGCCUACCGCACCAACGCCAGCAUCUCGGUGUUGGAAGUUCCCAAGGAGCAGCAGCGGACGCAGAGUCGGCCCCGGCAGUACAGCAUCGAGCAUGUGGACCUGGGCGCCCGCUACUACCAGGAUUACUUCGUGGGCAAAGAACAUGCCAAUUACUUCGGCGUGGAUGAGAAGCUGGGGCCAGUGGCUGUGAGCAUUAAGCGGGAGAAGCUGGAAGACCACAAGGAGCACGGACCUCAGUACCAGUACAGGAUCAUCUUCCGGACCCGCGAGCUCAUCACCCUGCGGGGCUCCAUCCUGGAAGAUGCUACGCCCACAGCCACCAAGCAUGGGACCGGGCGGGGCCUGCCCUUGAAGGAUGCCCUGGAGUAUGUCAUCCCCGAGCUCAACAUCCACUGCCUGCGGCUGGCCCUCAACACCCCCAAGGUGACGGAGCAACUGCUGAAGCUCGAUGAGCAAGGGCUCUGCCGGAAGCACAAGGUGGGCAUCCUCUAUUGCAAGGCCGGCCAGAGCUCCGAGGAGGAGAUGUACAACAAUGAGGAGGCCGGCCCCGCCUUUGAGGAGUUCCUCUCCCUCAUCGGCGAGAAGGUCUGCCUGAAGGGCUUCACCAAGUACGCUGCCCAGCUGGACGUCAAGACCGACUCCACGGGAACCCACUCCCUCUACACGAUGUACCAGGACUACGAGAUCAUGUUCCAUGUCUCCACCCUGCUCCCUUACACCCCCAACAACAGGCAGCAGCUGCUACGGAAGAGGCACAUAGGAAAUGACAUCGUGACGAUCAUCUUCCAGGAGCCUGGCGCGCUACCGUUCACCCCCAAGAACAUCCGCUCCCACUUCCAGCACGUCUUCAUCAUUGUCCGAGUCCACAACCCCUGCACUGAUAACGUCUGUUACAGUAUGGCUGUGACCCGAUCCAAAGACGCUCCUCCUUUCGGCCCCCCCAUCCCCAGUGGAACCACAUUCCGCAAAUCCGACGUCUUCAGAGACUUCUUGCUGGCCAAGGUGAUUAACGCUGAGAACGCCGCGCACAAGUCCGACAAGUUCCACACCAUGGCCACCAGGACCCGCCAGGAGUAUCUCAAGGACCUGGCCGAAAACUGUGUCUCCAACACCCCCAUCGACUCCACCGGCAAAUUCAACCUCAUCUCCCUGACCUCCAAGAAGAAGGAAAAGACAAAAGCACGGGCUGGCGCUGAGCAGCACAGUGCAGGGGCCAUCGCCUGGAGGGUGGUGGCCCAGGACUACGCCCAGGGGGUGGAAAUCGACUGCAUUUUGGGAAUUUCCAAUGAGUUUGUGGUGCUCCUGGACUUACGCACCAAGGAGGUGGUGUUCAACUGCUACUGCGGGGAUGUCAUUGGCUGGACUCCAGACUCCUCCACACUCAAAAUCUUCUAUGGACGAGGAGACCACAUCUUCCUACAGGCGACAGAGGGUUCUGUGGAGGACAUAAGGGAGAUAGUGCAGAGACUGAAGGUGAUGACCAGUGGCUGGGAGACGGUGGACAUGACGCUUCGGCGGAACGGGCUCGGGCAGCUGGGCUUCCACGUGAAGUACGACGGCACGGUGGCCGAGGUUGAGGACUAUGGGUUCGCCUGGCAGGCCGGCCUCCGGCAGGGCAGCCGACUAGUGGAGAUCUGCAAGGUGGCCGUGGUCACACUGACCCACGACCAGAUGAUCGACCUGCUGCGCACCUCUGUCACUGUGAAGGUGGUCAUCAUCCCGCCUUUUGAGGACGGCACUCCCCGGAGGGGUUGGCCGGAGACCUACGACAUGAAUACCUCGGAGCCCAAGACGGAGCAGGAAAGCAUCACUCCUGGGGGCCGGCCCCCCUACCGCAGCAAUGCUCCCUGGCAGUGGAGCGGGCCCGCAUCCCAUAACUCUCUACCAGCCUCCAAGUGGGCCACUCCAACCACUCCCGGCCAUGCCCAGUCCCUGAGCCGGCCCCUGAAGCAGACCCCCAUAGUCCCCUUCCGGGAGUCCCAGCCACUGCACAGCAAGAGGCCUGUCAGCUUCCCAGAAACCCCUUACACAGUAUCACCAGCAGGGGCCGACAGAGUCCCUCCCUACCGACAGCCUUCUGGGAGCUUCUCCACCCCCGGUUCGGCCACCUACGUGAGAUACAAGCCAUCCCCAGAAAGGUACACGGCUGCCCCACACCCCCUGCUAUCUCUUGAUCCCCACUUCAGCCACGAUGGGACGUCCAGCGGCGACUCCUCUUCCGGCGGCCUGACCAGCCAGGAGAGCACCAUGGAACGCCAGAAGCCAGAGCCUUUGUGGCAUGUGCCUGCCCAGGCCAGGCUCUCAGCCAUAGCCGGAAGCAGCGGGAACAAGCACCCGUCCAGGCAGGAUGCAGCAGGCAAAGAUUCCCCCAACAGGCAUUCCAAAGGAGAACCUCAAUACUCAAGUCAUUCCAGCAGCAACACCCUCUCCAGCAACGCAUCCAGCAGCCACAGCGACGACCGCUGGUUCGACCCCCUGGACCCCCUGGAGCCAGAGCAAGACCCCCUCUCCAAGGGUGGCUCUAGUGACAGCGGCAUCGACACCACCCUCUACACCUCCAGCCCUAGCUGCAUGUCCCUGGCCAAGGCUCCACGGCCCGCCAAGCCACACAAGCCCCCUGGAAGUAUGGGCCUUUGUGGCGGGGGUCGCGAGGCCGCUGGGAGGUCCCACCACGCAGACAGGCGGCGGGAGGUCUCCCCUGCCCCCGCAGUUGCCGGCCAAAGCAAGGGCUACCGACCGAAGCUGUACUCCUCCGGCUCCAGCACCCCCACGGGACUGGCGGGGGGCAGCCGAGACCCACCGAGGCAGCCCAGUGACAUGGGCUCGAGGGUUGGCUACCCCGCUCAGGUUUACAAAACUGCCAGUGCAGAGACUCCUCGGCCCUCCCAGCUGGCCCAGCCCAGCCCCUUUCAGCUCUCCGCCUCCGUCCCCAAGUCCUUCUUCUCCAAGCAGCCUGUACGCAAUAAGCACCCAACAGGGUGGAAGAGAACGGAGGAGCCCCCACCACGGCCACUCCCCUUCAGUGACCCAAAGAAGCAGGUGGACACGAACACCAAAAAUGUCUUUGGGCAACCGAGGUUGAGGGCAUCCCUCCGAGACCUCCGGUCACCACGGAAGAACUACAAAUCCACCAUCGAGGAUGACCUGAAGAAACUCAUCAUCAUGGACAACCUGGGGCCAGAGCAGGAGAGAGACACGGGACAGUCACCGCAGAAGGGCCUGCAGCGGACGCUGUCGGACGAGAGCCUGUGCAGCGGGCGCCGGGAGCCCAGCUUCGCCAGCCCCGCUGGCCUAGAGCCAGGGCUGCCCAGCGACGUGCUCUUCACCAGCACCUGCGCCUUCCCGUCCAGCACGCUGCCUGCACGCCGCCAGCACCAGCACCCCCACCCGCCCGUCGGCCCCGGUGCCACCCCUGCCGCCGGCAGCGGCUUUCCCGAGAAGAAAUCCACCAUCUCAGCCUCGGAGCUCUCGCUGGCUGAUGGGCGGGACCGCCCCCUGCGGCGCCUGGACCCUGGGCUGAUGCCCCUGCCUGACACAGCUGCUGGCCUCGAGUGGUCCAGCCUGGUGAACGCAGCCAAGGCAUACGAAGUGCAAAGAGCCGUCUCACUCUUCUCUCUGAACGACCCGGCCCUGAGCCCGGACAUCCCGCCUGCACACAGUCCUGUCCACAGCCACCUGAGCCUGGAGAGGGGACCCCCGACCCCCAGGACCACCCCUACCAUGAGCGAGGAGCCACCCCUGGAUCUGACAGGCAAGGUGUACCAGCUGGAGGUGAUGCUGAAACAGCUGCACACUGACCUGCAGAAGGAGAAGCAGGACAAGGUGGUGCUCCAGUCAGAGGUGGCCAGCCUGCGGCAGAACAACCAGCGGCUGCAGGAGGAGUCGCAGGCCGCCAGCGAGCAGCUGCGCAAGUUUGCGGAGAUCUUCUGCAGGGAGAAGAAGGAGCUCUGAGGUGGGAGGCCGCCGCCCGCCUUCGCUCCUUCCCCUCAGGCCGUGGCCCUGCUGCCUCUCUCCCUCCACUCAGCUCCCAGCUGCCGGUGUGACCAAGAUGACCCAUCCAGGGCCCUCCCCAUGGACACGGAAACUCCGAUGGCCUCACUAGGGCUGUGAGUCAGGGUCAGCGCGCACAGCCCUCAUGCCCCAGAGGGCGAAGUGGUCUCAGGCCUCCCUCCAAGCUGCCCAGCUGUGGUCCCGGUGAGCUGGGCUGUGCUUACACCGCUCCCGGGCCUGCCCCGCUGUCCCCAUCUAGCCUCUUCCUGGGACCAGCCCUUCGAAGCUGAUGGGGACGGAGAGAGGAGCCAGUCUCCAGACGCCUCGGCUCCAGGAGGUCACACAGCAGGUUUCUGCACCACGCACAACAAAGUUGCGGCUUGUGGGGCCGAGGCCCCUGCAUGAAAAGUACAGCGUGAAAGCAACCCUUUCUUCCCCACACCCAGAGAGGUGAGGCCCGCGUGGACACAGACCAGGGCGCCUCGGUCCCUAGCACGUGAGCUCCAAAAAGCACGAACAUGAUCCCCUCCCUAACCCCCUCCUCCCAAAAAGCAGCCAGGAGCACUUUCUUAGAGUUUAAAUUAUUUUCUUGGGGGCCUGAGGAUAGAGAGAGGCAAGGCUAGCCUCCAGAGCCGAUUUAUUUGAGAGAGAAACUCUAUUUGGAUCUCCAGGACGGUUUAUACGAUCUUUUUCUAUCAGCUCCUCUUCCGCCAGAGGCCACUGCACCUGGGCUAGGGGUCCACAGGCCCCUCCACCUUCCAGCUAACCAGGCCAGGCCGGGGCGGUGGAGCCACCACACAGCCGACUCUCUCCUCCUCCUCCCGGCACGACCUGGCCCUGACCAGCAGCCUCGGCCUCUUCUGGGUUCCAGGAGGGGCUCCCGAAGCCCUCAGGACAGGGCUGGAGGAGAACAGCCUUCAUCUCCUCCUCUGGUUUUUUUUUCCUUUGCAAGUCUCCCAGCCCAUCUCUCCGAGCAGCGGCCACCAGACCCCCUCACCAUGCUCCCCGGGGAGCACUGCACCCCGCGAACCCCACUGGACGCUGGUUCUCUAAAGGCAAUAAGGGGCGGCCAUGCCGGUGUGGUACCACGCUGUUCCUCCAGGAAACCGUUUCUUUUUUUCCUUCUUUAAAAGCAAACAGAAAAAGAUAUAUAUAUAUAUAUAUAUAUAUUUAUUUUUUCAUGUAGAGUUGGCGCCAGAACAAGCCUGUAUGGCCACAGUCUGUGGAUUCAUCCCCCCAACCUCAAGCUGAGGACCAAGGCGUGUCCCCUGUGGGCUGGGGGUCAGUGGGAGGACCAGAGGGAUGAAGUCAGGGCAGGCCGGUGCCCUUUUUGGGAGGCACCAGGCGGGGAGGAGUUGGCGGAGCAGGUCUGGCUGUGAGCCAGCACCAGGCAACCCGGCCCUUGUCCAGGGACCUCUGCUGCCUUCUCUCUGGGGUCAGGAACCUCAGAGGAGGGGGCUCUGGGGACUGCAUAGGACGCAGGCACUCGGAGGUGCCGGUGUGGAUGGGUGGGGGUGAGAGAAGAGGGUUCUUAUCGCGUCUCCUGUGAUCAGCCUCUGGCCCCCUGGAGGAGGAAACCUCAGCGCUGCCCCUGCCCCCACCCUCACCCCCAACACCAAGAGUGAGGUGGGCGUGCCCCAGGCAGCGUCCUCAGCCCUGGCCAGCUACUGUGAUGCCAUCUUCUCCCCCAUCCCCUUCUCUGGGGGGCCCACCCGUCCCCCACCCCCACCCCUUAGACCCUCAUCGGGUCCCUUUUUUUUUUUUUUUUUCAGUUGUCUCCUCCCAUCUUCAGAUCAUUCGAAUCAUUUUGGGGACUUAAUCAUGUACAUGGACAAGUGUAAAUUAUGAUUUUUGGUUUUGUUUUCUGUUAUUUUUUAAGGAUUUCUGCAAAAACAGAUCUAUUUAAUUUGAGGUUGAUGUUCUAUCCAAUGGCCGAAGAUAGCAGCAGGUUUUUUUUUUCAUAUGUUGAUUUGUUUCAUUUGGAUUUUUUUUUUAUUAUUCUUUAUUGUCUUUUUUUUUUCCCCAUCCCUGUCUUGAGAUUUUCUGGCAUGUUUCUGGAGGUUUCAAAGGAAAUAAAGGUUUCAUAGAAA
Messenger RNA from Homo sapiens (human), 10928 nucleotides. It is a transcript of the gene SIPA1L3, whose product is annotated as signal induced proliferation associated 1 like 3. Bases 3454 to 8799 code for a protein of 1781 amino acids. Gene Ontology annotation, molecular function: GTPase activator activity. The transcript is spliced from 22 exons. The record is from RefSeq and is a predicted model, not a curated record. NCBI's taxonomy places the organism in Eukaryota, Metazoa, Chordata, Mammalia, Primates, Hominidae. Gene Ontology annotation, cellular component: glutamatergic synapse; postsynaptic specialization, intracellular component; apical plasma membrane. Gene Ontology annotation, biological process: eye development; regulation of small GTPase mediated signal transduction; epithelial cell morphogenesis.